GAGGACUGUUUGGAUGAGGAGAUUCCUCAGGGCCUGGCAGGACCGCCACUGGGGCUGCCUGGACCCCAGGGCUGCCGCCCCCUCCUGGGGCCCCUCCCUGGCCAGGCCCUCCUGGAGUGGGGGUGGGGUGUCCGGGCUGGUCUGGCAGCACAGCAGCUAAUUAUUCUAUUCAGACCCCUCCCUGGAGAUGUCAAAUCCUUGGGGCCAACAGAUUCAGCCCCUAAACCCGUCCGACCAGUUGUCUGGGAGAAGGGGGCGCCUGGGAGGGGCAGCAGGAGAUGCCAGAAGCGGCGCCCCAUCCCAGCCCAGGGAGCGGAGCCUCUGGGGCUCUGGAUGCUGUGGACAGACCCUCGGACAGACAAACGGUUGGACGCUUGUUCUGCCCAUGGGGCUUGGCAGGGGACAGUCUCCGCUGCUGAUGGCACUGUUGCUGCUGCUGGCCUGCCUCCAGACGGGGAUGAGCCUGGAGCGCAUCAGCUACGUGCCCCAGCUCUCGAGCGCCACCCUGGCAGGGAGGCUCACCCAGUCCACCUUCACGCUGGAGCAGCCGCGGGGCCAGUUCAGCCACCCCAGCAUCUCCGACUCUGACGCCAUCUGGCUGGUGGUGGCCCACAGUAACGCCACGCAGAAGUUCACGGCCCCACAGAAGGUGGAGGACACCCCGGUUCCUGCCGACUUCCCCCAGGGGGGCUACUACCUCACGCUGAGGGCCAGCCGGGCUCUCUACCCUGGCGGCCCGCCCAGCAACCAGCUCCGGGUCCUGCGCGUCGGCAAUGAUACCCACUGCUCCCCGAGGACAAGAGGCUGCAACCGCCCGCUGCCAGGCCCCGGCCCCUACCGAGUGAAGUUCCUGGUGAUGAGUGACAGGGGACCCAUGGCUGAGACAGAGUGGUCCAGUGAGACCCGCCUGCAGCAAGCCGAGGUGCUGCAGGCUGCCCCAGGGCCCCAGACCGCGGGCACUGUGGUCAUCAUUGCCAUCCUUUCCGUCCUGCUGGCCGUCCUCCUCGCUGCCCUCCUCACUCUGCUCAUCUUCACCUGGUACGACACCUGCGGGAGCACGCCCAUCUCCGGCCCAGGGGAGCUGGUGUUCGUCAGACAAUAUGACACCCACCACAUGUCGAGGCCUUCAGCUGUGGGGGGCUCCUGAGGGCCUCCAGGGGGCCCCUGGUGCAGGCUGGGGGCCCACCCUGCUGCUUCAGAGCCCGAGGAGAGAGUGUUUCUAACUAAGGGGGAGGGGAGGGGAGGGUAUCCUUAGCCCAAAGCUUGGGCCUGCUGCUUUGAGGAAUAAAUGUCCCCUGAGUGGCUGGGUCAUGAUACAUC
Capra hircus (goat) is the source of this 1320-nucleotide messenger RNA. RefSeq names its product uroplakin-3b-like protein (gene UPK3BL2). Bases 188 to 1147 code for a protein of 319 amino acids. Lineage: Eukaryota; Metazoa; Chordata; Mammalia; Artiodactyla; Bovidae. The record is from RefSeq and is a predicted model, not a curated record. The transcript is spliced from 6 exons.